This is a messenger RNA of Solanum tuberosum (potato), 465 nucleotides long. RefSeq lists its product as uncharacterized. Gene Ontology annotation, biological process: DNA integration. The record is from RefSeq and is a predicted model, not a curated record. Lineage: Eukaryota; Viridiplantae; Streptophyta; Magnoliopsida; Solanales; Solanaceae. The transcript is spliced from 3 exons. Gene Ontology annotation, molecular function: nucleic acid binding. Bases 1 to 465 code for a protein of 154 amino acids.
AUGGAUGUCAUUGGCCCAAUUGAGCCAGCCGCCUCUAACGGACAUAGAUUUAUUUUGGUUGCCAUUGAUUACUUCACCAAGUGGGUGGAAGCAAACUCUUAUAAAUCUGUGACCAAGAAAGUUGUAACUAAUUUCGUUCGCAACAAUCUGAUAUGUAAUUUUGGAGUACCAGAAUCCAUCAUUACUGACAAUGGAGCGAAUCUCAACAGCCACUUGAUGAGAGAAAUAUGUGAACAAUUCAAGAUUACUCACCGGAAUUCAAUUGCUUUUCGUCCUCAAAUGAAUGGAGCCGUAGAAGCUUCCAAUAAGAACAUCAAAAAGAUUUUGAGAAAGAUUAUUGAUAAUCACAGAGUAUAUGGGACAGAAGCAGUGAUACCUGCUGAAGUUGAAAUACCUUCAUUGAGGAUCAUUCAAGAAGCUGAACUGAGCAAUGCUGAUUGGGUUUACAAGGAUAUCAAGAGAUAA